Molecule: messenger RNA, 1102 nt
Organism: Spinacia oleracea (spinach)
Lineage: Eukaryota; Viridiplantae; Streptophyta; Magnoliopsida; Caryophyllales; Amaranthaceae
Exons: 6
Coding region: 174-845 (223 amino acids)
Source: RefSeq, a predicted model, not a curated record
CUCCAAAAUCAUGAUCAACGGUCGACGAACCGUCUUCCUAAUUUUCCACGCAGAAAGAAAAUAAAAAAUAAUAAUAUGAGGCUCUCCUUUUCUUCCCUCUCUUUCUCUCUCCUUCAAUCAGUCUUUUCUCGCUUAAGCACCUCUCUUCAGUGGGAAGUUCUUCGUGUAGAGGCAUGACGAGCAUUGCGACAACCCAUUCCAGUAUAUGGUCAUCUGGGACCCAACAAUGUUUUACUGGAAGAUUUAGUGAAGGCAGAAGAGAAGGUUAUACAGGAUCAGUAGUUCCUUAUAAAUCAAGCUUUUGUCCAAGCCGUGAUCUUGUCUACACAAAUAAUUGUCAUAGAGCUAGUAAGCAUCAUGCUGUUUGUUCCAGCUCAGUGAAUAAGAAUGAUGCAAUCGAGCCAGAAGAUGAAAACUCAGACAUGGAAUCAUCAAAGUCAGAAGGCCAACAGGCAAGUAGUGACAGUGUUAGGGACAAUUUGGAACGAAUUGUUGGAGUGGAUGACUCUACGUUCAGUGGGGCGGACCUUGCAGCUGUUAUAAGAAACAAAUAUGGAAGGUCCUAUGAUGUACAACUCAUAAAGAAGGAGUUCAUGGGGAAAAACUUUCUUGCAAUGAAUGUCAUGUGGAAGUACAGGGAGCAGAGAUCAUUCCCAUUAACCGAAGAGGAAUACAUAUUGAGGCUUGAUGAUGUAGCUACAAAUUUGAGAUGUUGGGGCGCUGUGUCACAUAUCAGAAGCAGCCUCGCAAAGUCAAAGGAGCGGCCACGGAUUGGAAAGGCUGUUAGCAUAUUCAUAGACAUGGACGAGUCUGGCGCUCGUUCAAAUGAAUGGAUCUACAAAUGAGUUUGUGUAAGAUUGGUGGCUAUACAUCAGUUAUUGGUGUGACCCUUUUUUGUGGAAAGGAAUAGCACGCAGAGGAAACGAGGUCGAAAGACCAUGAAGUUACAUAAUGUUCACCUUGUUCAGCUGCAAAAUCUUUGAUCUAGUAGUGUUUUCUCUAUAGCAUAUGAAUUGUAUAUAGCAUUUGUAAUGUCGAAAUGAACCAUAUUCAAAAUCUGUUGGGUUACAAUAUUCAAUGAUAAUCAUAUAUUCCACUCUCA